This is a messenger RNA of Staurois parvus, 332 nucleotides long. The record is from the annotation of a GenBank genome assembly. NCBI's taxonomy places the organism in Eukaryota, Metazoa, Chordata, Amphibia, Anura, Ranidae.
UGGGGCCCCCGGGCAAUAGGGGAUCAUGGGGCCCCUGUGUCCUUGCCCAAACUCAAAAAAGCCUAUGAAAAAAGAACCAGGGGCAUCUCAUGGGGCCCCCUACUGACCCCUGGCCCUCGGGCAGUGCCUGAGUUUCCAAAUGGUCAGUCUGCCCCUGGUGUGGAGUACCGAGAUGGAACCCCGCUAGCAAAACGGAAUUUUGGGUAAAACAGAGUUUUGGGUAGAGUAGAGAAUGUCUGAAACUUCUGUUGGGUUUUUUUCUCCUGGUGUGAGCUCCCUUAAGGAGAAUAUUUUUUUCUACCUUUUUGUCCAUCUGUGACCAUGCCAGUAAU